This is a messenger RNA of Pistacia vera, 456 nucleotides long. Its product is annotated as dynein light chain, cytoplasmic-like. Gene Ontology annotation, biological process: microtubule-based process. The transcript is spliced from 2 exons. The record is from RefSeq and is a predicted model, not a curated record. Gene Ontology annotation, cellular component: dynein complex. The coding region runs from base 1 to 456 and encodes 151 amino acids. Lineage: Eukaryota; Viridiplantae; Streptophyta; Magnoliopsida; Sapindales; Anacardiaceae. Gene Ontology annotation, molecular function: dynein light intermediate chain binding; dynein intermediate chain binding.
AUGGUCAAAGUUUCAAACCAAAAUCAAUACAUUUUCUUCAACAACUCUCACACAACUGCCAAACCUUCUUCAAUGGAAAAGGAAAAACAAGUUCAUGCAAAACAACCCCAUGAAAGGCGUGCCACAGAGGAGGUGAAGUUAGCCGCCACCGCGAUCAGCCUCAACGUGCGGUUGAGAUCGUCGGACAUGCCGGUUUGCAUGCAACAACGUGCUCUGCAUUUCGUCAGAUCGCUCGUUGAUUCAGCCCCCAAAAAUUCGCGCCCCAAUCCCACCCACCUGGCUCGUGCCCUCAAAAAGGAGUUUGAUUUAGCGUACGGGCCGGCCUGGCAUUGCGUGGUGGGGAAGAGUUUUGGGUCGUUUGUGACUCAUUCGCCCGGUGGGUUUAUGUACUUCUCGCUUGACUCGCUCUGUGUUCUCCUCUUCAAAACAGAAGUUCAGCUUAUCAAAGAAACUUAA